CAUCACUCGACUGCAUCUCUCUCGACCAUCUCUCUCUCUCUCUCUCUUUCCUCUCGCAUUCGACUCGGAGACACCAUCAAUUCAUCCCUCUUCGGCCUCUGCAUCCCUCACAACUAGUCCACAUCGCAUCUGACACACUUCCCGCCACCCCCUGCCUCCGCCCCGGCCUACCCCGCACUCCCCGCUCCCACCAAUUACCGGCGAGCAGCGCACGCCGUCGCCGCAGGAGCCGCAGCCGCACUCGCAGCCGCACCCGCACCCGCAGCCGUCGUCAUGCUCGACCAAGUCCUCGGCCGCCCCUCUCCAACCGUGCGCCGCACCCAGAUCUUCCUCGUCCUCUUCUUCUGGGUAUGGCGGCUCUACAAGGGUGAUGGAAGUGCAAUGGCCGGGCGGUCGCGGAUCGCCCGCCGAACACCGCGCAACGUCGCAUACUCCCGCACAUGGUGGCGACGAGUAUGGGCGUUCCUCGUCGCGCGGAGAAGCGGACCACGCUGGAUGUCGAACAUCAACGGGAGACUAAAGUCGUUCACACCCUACCAGCUUAUUCUCGGCACCCUGACGGUUGGGUACGCCCUGCGCCACCUCGACGAUCUCUUAGGAAUAGGAGCCCCAGAACCUCUGGCAAAGAUGUACUCAAGAUCAUACUACCGUGCCACAUAUGUCAACACUGCUCUAGACGCUGGGUUCGCGUCGGCCAUGACAAUCCGACCAAAAUGGCUCAAGGACAUUUGCAGUCUCGUCUUCGGCGUCUACUACCUCAUGUGGGCGACAGAAGGCGAUGAAGUGCUCCGCCGUUACCGUGCCUUGUGCAGCGUCGAAAUGUUGCGCACAACCUGGGAGAAGACGUUUAUCAACCCCUACCUCCGAGGGGUCAUGAAGCUCCGCAUGCCCAAGGUCCCCAUCGUCCGCUAUGUCUACAUCCACCGCCCUCCAACAUCGUCGCGCGCCAACAACCCGCCCGUAAAGGCGAUGCUGCUCUUCAACGGUACCGAUAAGCAGCUCGCUAGAGCCACCGAGCUUGUCAUGGACUUCCCGGGCGGCGGCUUCAUCGCCAUGGGACCCGAGUGCCACGAGGAGCGUCUGCGUACCUGGGCAAUUCGCACGGGCAAGCCAAUUCUCAGCAUCGACUAUGGCAAGGCUCCCGAGUACCCGUACCCAUGGGCUAUCGAGGAGGGCAUUGACGCGUACCGCACGGUCACCGACACCAAGGGUGCAGUGAUCGGCAUAAAAAGCCGUCAUCUCGGCGUAGUCCUCACUGGCGACUCCGCCGGCGGCAACAUUUGCACCACAAUUAUGAACCGCAUUCUCGAACACCACAAGCACAUUACCCGCCCUGUGGCCAUGAUCCUGGCCUACCCCGCUCUCGACUUCAACUUCACGUCGUGGAUGUCGCCCACAAACUUGAGAGUUCUGCAGACCGAGCAGUCCGAGGUACACAUCCCUGGCCUCGCCCACGGCAAGGAUCAUCUCCGCCACAAAGCGCCCCUGUCCGUGGUUGACGACGUCGACAAGAAGCCCAAGCGCCCUGCAGCCAAGUCGCGUAAAAGUUGGGCCGACUCGAUCAGCGCCACGUUCGGCCUCGGCAUGACUCCCCGCACGCCUGGGUCCAAGACCCAGCCGUCGAGCCCGCUUACCAUGACCAGGCCGCUCUCCAAGCGGACCGAAUCUGGCUGGUUCGCGUCGCGCGAGGAGAACGACUCUGCGGAACAUCUCUCCGACGCAUCCUCAUCAGACGACGAGUACGAGCCGUCGACGGACCGCCGCCGCGAAGCAGACAAGACCUUGGCAGAGCGAGUCAAGACUCCCGGCAUCUUCGCCGACGAGCGCUUCACCGACGGCAUCUUGUCAGCGUCACCCCAACCCACGUUGUCGGGCGAGGAAGGCGUCCUCGACCCGGUCGUCGCCCAGAAGCCCAAAGCCAAGGCGGCAUUCGCUACCAGGCUGACCAUGACGAGUCGAGUCGGCUACUUCCAGGACCGUGUCAUCUCGCCGUCCAUGAUGCGCGCCAUGGCCAUUCUCUACAUCGGUCCUCAGCGCUGCCCAGACUUUGAGACUGACUACUACAUCUCGCCCCUCCUCUCCCCCGCCCAAAACCUCGCCCACUUCCCACCGGUGUACCUCAUCUGCGGCGAGCGCGACCCCUUCGUGGACGACACGGUCAUUUUCGCAGGCAAACUUCGCGAGGCGAAGCGCACGCGCCGCGCGCAGGCCGCUAACUCUGGCGACAAGAGCAGCAAGUACGGCGAGGGGCUGCGCAUGACGACGGGCAAGCCGAACGAGGAGCCGCCCGACCACAUCCUCAGAGAGACUGAUGAGGACUGGGUGCAGAUGCGCAUCAUCGAGGGCUGGGGCCACGGCUUUAUGCAAAUGUCGGCGCUCAUGCGCGAGAUCGACCCUGUGCUCGUCGAGAUGGCCGACUGGAUUGAUGAGUCGUUUGAACGAAGCCGCCUCCUGGAAAAGGACAAGGAGGACGUUGCGGCGGCCCACGCCGCUGCGCGCGCGGCCUUCAAGCCCGAGUCGCCCGUCACGUCGGCGCAAGACAGCCUGCCGUCGCCCCUGCGCUCGCGCCACGUCAAGCCCGUGCGGGAGUACACGCACACGCCAAAGAACAAGGUCGUGGGCGCAUCCGACCUCGGCAUGGACUUUGGGCGGGACAACUCGGACGACGAGGGUAGCAUGGACAACAUCAUCUCGUUCACGCCCAAGACGAAGAAGCGCACGCCGCCGCCCUCGCAGUUCCAGCCUGUGCCACGGCGGCCGUCCCGCGACGUGCUCAAGCGCGAGAACAGUGCUCUCAACUUUGACAGUCUGGACGACUCGGCCUCGUCGGGCGAAACAGUGGUGCUGCGCACGCCGCCACAAGGCCGCGUCAUGCUCCCCUCCACGCCCGCGCAGCCAAAGGGCACGAUGUCGUUCGGCCUCUUCUCGCGCCCCGCGCCCGCGGCCCGCGGCCCCGUAUUGAAAACGCCCGCAACGUCGCUGUACGCGCCGACGGCGGCGCGCCGCGGCUCCGCCUCUCCUUCCCUUGCACCGCACAGCAACAACCCCAUUGUCAAGGCUGCGGUUGCGGGCGCGCGCGCCGCAUCGCCCGCCCUGCAGGCCGCCGGGCUGGUGCCGCAGAGCGUCAACAGCCUUGACCCAGAAGAGAUGUACCGCCGCCGUCGGGCCGAGGCCGUCUUCGGCAUGGAGACGGACGACGCAUCCGGCAGCGACAAGUAGCGCUGUUUUGUACUCCAUCAGUUGUCACGAUCAAAAAUGCCAUGCGCUAUGCUGUGAGUUGUGUGAUUGGUUGCGUGCAGUAUUACUGUUUACAGCUAAUGGCCCUACUAAAUGGUACAAGACAGCUCUAAAGUCCAGCCUCUGCUUUGGGAGUCAACCGAAGCCUAUGACACUCCUCAGCAUAGCCACUCUCGCGUCUUACAUGUGCGCGUCUACGCGGGCAUCACCCACUGUCCUGGGGUACGCCCGCCCAACCGCGCGAGGCGCUGCUCGAGGCGCUCAUCUCGACGUGCGCCCGAUACGCCUUGUCCCGCGCCCGCCGCAGCUCGUCGCACACCUCCCUCUGUGCGCGCUGCCGCGCGGCCUCGGCGUCCUCGGCCGCCGCGAGCGCCCUCACCCGCCGCACGCGGUAUAUGCACCACAACGAGGUGAAGAUGAGGAGGAGGCCGAGGAGCGUCGGGGCCAGGAUGAGCGUCCA
Molecule: messenger RNA, 3697 nt
Organism: Cutaneotrichosporon oleaginosum
Lineage: Eukaryota; Fungi; Basidiomycota; Tremellomycetes; Trichosporonales; Trichosporonaceae
Biological process (GO): triglyceride catabolic process
Cellular component (GO): cytosol
Molecular function (GO): sterol ester esterase activity; triacylglycerol lipase activity
Source: RefSeq, a predicted model, not a curated record